Molecule: messenger RNA, 1957 nt
Organism: Hemiscyllium ocellatum (epaulette shark)
Lineage: Eukaryota; Metazoa; Chordata; Chondrichthyes; Orectolobiformes; Hemiscylliidae
Gene: stxbp6
Product: syntaxin binding protein 6 (amisyn)
Exons: 6
Coding region: 374-1009 (211 amino acids)
Biological process (GO): exocytosis; Golgi to plasma membrane transport
Cellular component (GO): plasma membrane; exocyst
Molecular function (GO): phosphatidylinositol-4,5-bisphosphate binding
Source: RefSeq, a predicted model, not a curated record
AAUGUGCAGCGGGGGAGCGGGUGGUGGGUGGUGGAGGCAGCGGCAGCUCGAGCUGGGAGCUGGGAGCUGGUGACAGCUCUAAGCAGCCCAGUUUCCCGGAGCGGACCCGGGCUGCCGGGGUCGGCUGAGCCGGUGCGUGGAGGCGAGCGAGUGUUUUCGAAGUUGUCCCCGAGGUUGGCGGUUGGAUGUCGGUGCCCGGGGCACACCUGGUGAUGGUGUGAAAGGGAGGGCUCCAGCACCUUGUCAGGGAGGCAGGCUGCCCAGCCCACUGCACUCCGGCCCAGCCCACUCCCAUCACUCAGGCUCAGACUGACAAACUUCUGCCUUGUUGCAAACAACGGGUACAUAAAGUUGCCUUCUCUUCUCCCAAUCCAUGAUGAGUGCCAAAUCCGCUAUCAGCAAAGAAAUCUUUGCUCCACACGAUGAGCGUAUGCUUGCAGCAGUCCAGGUCAAGAGAAGAACCAAAAAAAAGAUUCCAUUUCUCGCAACAGGAGGUCAGGGCGAAUAUUUGACCUACAUCUGCCUAUCAGUGACCAAUAAGAAACCAGCACUGGUGUCUGUUACCAAAGUCAAGCAAUUUGAAGGGUCAUCAUCUUUUGUGAGAAGGUCACAGUGGAUGCUUGAUCAGCUCCGACAAGUGAAUGGCAUCAAUCCCAACAGGGAUUGUCCUGAAUUUGAUCUAGUGUUUGAGAACACCUUUGACCAGUGGGUUGCAAGCACAGCCUCCGAGAAAUGCACUUUCUUUCAGGUCCUUCACAAUAUUUCUCAGCGAUAUCUUUCCGACAAGAAGCCAGAGUUCAUCAAUUGCCAAUCUAAAGUGUUGGGAGGAAAUAGUAUCUUGCAUUCGGCUGCAGACAGUGUUACAAGUGCAGUCCAGAAAGCCAGCCAAGCCUUGAAUGAACGUGGGGAAAGGUUAGGCCGAGCUGAGAAACAGACUGCAGAGAUGAUGAACAGCUCCCAGCAAUUUGCUGAAACUGCACACAAGCUUGCAAUGAAGCACAAAUGUUGAGCAGUUGCCAAACCAUUUGAGAGUUGUGUCCAGGGUGAUCUUCACGCAGAGUGACAGAAGUUUGUUAAUGUGCAUUUCCUUUAAUGGAAAGUUAUUUCUUCAAACUUGAUGCUGCCAAUAUUAGAAUAUGUUACAAUUUUUUUAAAAUUUCAUUCGCAAUGUUUAACAAAAUUAGAAAAUAAUCUCGAUCUUUUUUUCAGUGUCUUAGAUAUCAGGUUGUUAGUAGCCCUGAAUGAUAACUAGGCUUUCAACUUAGACAGCUUUUAAUUAAUGUAGUAUUGUAUUACACAGUAGUGAUAGAAAUAUGAGUGAUUAUUUUUUUAAAAUUAUUUAAAUCUUGAUAAACUGUAUUGUGGCUGAAGAUUUUUGUGAUAGGAAUCGGACUUUUCAAACUAUAAUGUCACUCAAACUGUGACUGAGCAAUAUGUUAUGUCUAUUUUUAAUUAUGUGACUCCUUAUUUUAAAACCAUCCAGUAAUUGUCCAAUUACUGUGAACUAUACACUGAGGCACUCAUCCUGGCUCAUGAGGAAAACUGGGGUAUUGCAAAGCUGCAAAUGCAAUGUAGGAAAUUCAUUUCUUUUUCAACCUGUGUGGUAAUUAGCACGAGUAUAUUAUUGAAUAGUAUAAUGGAAAAAUAAUUCAGGUAAAUUCUUCAAUAUGAAACAUGUUUUUUUCCUGUAAAAUGUCACAGACUUGGGUAGAUUAUGAUAAGAGUGUCACACUUGGCCACUGGUGUUUUGUAACAGUAAAACACUGCAGGUAAACUGCUUGUACAACUACUUUUAAAAACCCAAAGGCAAUCCUGACAUUUGGUAUAUGUUGUUAAUGCUGACUGCAGCAGAAUGUGUGCUGUGAAGUUCUGUGCCUGUCUCUUCAGUGUGUGAGUUAUUGCUCUGCUCUAUUGUUUCCAACCUUGGAUAUCAUUAAAACAUUUUAAUUGUGCAAUA